Erigeron canadensis is the source of this 1613-nucleotide messenger RNA. Its product is annotated as serine carboxypeptidase-like 27. The coding region runs from base 72 to 1460 and encodes 462 amino acids. Gene Ontology annotation, molecular function: serine-type carboxypeptidase activity. The record is from RefSeq and is a predicted model, not a curated record. Lineage: Eukaryota; Viridiplantae; Streptophyta; Magnoliopsida; Asterales; Asteraceae. Gene Ontology annotation, cellular component: vacuole. The transcript has 9 exons. Gene Ontology annotation, biological process: proteolysis.
UCAUCCGGAUUCAAACUAAUAUAAUGUCACAAAAUUCUAAACACAUGCCAAGUCGAGGCUUUUGAGCAGUUAUGAAAGGCAACUUUUGCCCCCUCUUUUUUGUGUUGGCCUUCAUCACCCUUUUCCACUCCAUCACCGCGGAUACGGCCGCUGCUAGUCGCCUACACCGAUACCAACGCCUCAAGGACAAGAUCCACAGCUUACCAGGGCAACCCGAUAAUGUGACGUUUAAUCAGUAUUCAGGAUAUGUUACGGUAGAUAAAAAGCAGGGACGAGCUCUUUUCUAUUGGUUGAUCGAGGCCAGUAAUGGCCCUGCAUCAUCAAAGCCUCUUGUGCUCUGGCUCAAUGGUGGGCCAGGGUGCUCUUCAAUUGCUUAUGGGGCAUUUGAGGAAGUGGGACCAUUUAGGGUGGGCCCCAAUGAGAAAACACUCUCAGUUAGUCAAUAUGCAUGGAACAAAGAGGCCAAUAUGCUAUUCAUUGAUUCACCUGCUGGAGUUGGUUUUUCUUAUACAAAUACUUCUUUCGACCAAAUCACUGGCGAUCAAAGAACAGCGAAGGAUGCCUAUGCAUUUCUUGUGAAUUGGCUUCGUAGAUUUCCUCAAUAUAAACACAGACCAUUUUACAUUGCUGGCGAAAGUUAUGCAGGUCAUUAUGUUCCUCAACUAUCUCAAAUCAUAGUCAGACUAAACAAAGGUGUCAAGAAUCCUGAAAUCAAUUUCAAAGGUUUCUUGUUGGGAAACCCAUUACUCGACGAUUACUAUGACAACAUUGGAACCUUUGAGUACUGGUGGAACCAUGGGUUAAUAUCAGACACCACAUAUCAGAUAUUAAACGAAUCAUGUCCAUACGACUCUUUCUUGUUCCCCAGCGGAGAUUGCUACAAAUACUUGCUACGAGCUUAUUCCGAAUUUGGUGACAUCAAUUUUUAUGGGAUUUAUGACCCUCCUUGUCAUGAAUUAGGCACCACUUUACCACUGCCGUGGAUGUAUAGAGGGAGUACGGAUAAUUGCAUAAUAAAGUACACAAAAAAGUAUAUGAAUCGACCUGAUGUACAAAAGGCUCUUCAUGCUAACGUUACUCGGAUACCUUAUUCUUGGAUCACGUGCAGCGACAUAGUAAGGGGAAGUUGGACGGAUUCACCACGGACAAUGCUUCCAAUUUUCAAGGAACUCAUCAAGGCCGGUAUUCGCAUCUGGGUCUUUAGUGGAGACACAGAUGCGGUACUGCCGUUGACGGGUACUCGUUACUCAAUCAGAGCUCUGAAACUGAAAACGUUAAUUGACUGGCAUGCCUGGUAUGAUAAGGGAAAGGUUGGUGGAUGGAGCCAAGUAUACGAAGGGUUGACAUAUUUGACAGUGAAAGGGGCGGGUCAUGAAGUUCCCAUGGACCGCCCGAGGCUGGCUCUUACGGUGUUUGCUCAUUUCUUGAAGAGUAUUACCUUACCCUCUUCUUCUCAUUAAUUAUUGUAUAUCUUAUUAUAUCUCCAUUUACUUUUUUUCGAUUUUGUAUUGCCGAUCGAUCGUGACACAUUUACAUUUACAUCGAAAAACAACAUAUUUGGGUGCAUUAUUCGAAAAACAACAUUUAUAUUUCUAUCGACCUAUUGAUCUAAU